Messenger RNA from Pseudozyma flocculosa PF-1, 1863 nucleotides. RefSeq lists its product as uncharacterized. Gene Ontology annotation, biological process: ubiquitin-dependent protein catabolic process. Gene Ontology annotation, cellular component: cytoplasm. The coding region runs from base 1 to 1863 and encodes 620 amino acids. The transcript is spliced from 3 exons. Gene Ontology annotation, molecular function: ubiquitin binding; ubiquitin conjugating enzyme binding. The record is from RefSeq and is a predicted model, not a curated record. Lineage: Eukaryota; Fungi; Basidiomycota; Ustilaginomycetes; Ustilaginales; Ustilaginaceae.
AUGUCCGAACCGGUGCAAACCGACAAGCUCGACCUGACGGAACUCGACCACGCACUCAACGAAGAGGGCGCCGCGUCCACCUCCCGCAAGGACAAUUCCUUGGCAAGCCACUCCGAGACACUGUCCCAACCACCGGCUGAUGCCACUGCUGCACAGGUAGUGGACAAAGACAAGGAGGAGCCCAAGAGGGAAGGCUCGCCAGAUACCCUGUCGCCCAACUCGGCUCGAUCCCUCUCGCCCGUUCCCGCUGCGAAACCCGAGAUGGCUUCCACGUAUACGGCAGCCCCUUCGCCGCCGAAGACGACGACGACGACGACGACGAAGACGACGACAGCGACGAAGGAUCAGCAGCAGCAAUCGAAGAACGACGAGCAGAGAGAUCGGAUCGCGACGCCGGUACAGGAACUCAAGGCCAUGUUCCCCGACUUUGACCCAGAGACUAUCGCUGCCGUCCUCGCAUCUUCCGCCGGCAACCAGGAGGCUGCGGUCAAUGCGCUCCUGCAGAUGUCCGAUCCAUCCUACCGCCCUGCGCCGUCUUCGACCGGCAGUCAAACCGACUCGGAUGCAUUGUUGGCUCAGACACUCGCAGCGGAAGAGGAGCGCAACCACCAACUUCGCCAACGUCAGUUCCAGCAGCAGCAAGCAGCUGCCGCAGCUGGAGGGAGAGGAGGUGGCGGGUCGGGGGCGUUCUUCAGCGAGCUCACCUCGCUGAUUGGUGGAGGUGCCGGUGGUGGCGGUUCGCAGCCCACGACGCCGAGCUACGACGCCAACAACCUCACAUAUCAGCCACGAGUGCGUCGUCAACCCGCAUCGGCUUCCGCAAGAGCUGCCUACGCCGCCCCUUCUCCCGGCAGCGGACUGGGCGCUGGUGGCAACACGAACCAGAGCGUCGUUCCGGGCAUGCCCGGACCCAACGAGGCAAAGCAGUGGCAGGACGGCAUCAACCGGAUGGCUGAGACCGGACUGGCGCGGGCAGCCUCGACCUUUUCAUCCCUCAAGCAACGCGCCGAGGCUGCGCUUGCUAACAGCCAAACUCCAAGCCCAGGCGGUCAGUCGACUCCGACCGGCUCAUCCCCCAGCGGCGCCGGCAGCGGCAACGGCGGAGGAGGAGGAUUCUGGCGCGGCGGCGGAAGUGGAGGCAACAACCCAACAACGGGCCGGGGCGGAGGUGGCGCAUCGAGCUACCUGCACAACCUAAGCGGUGCCUUUGCCGGACACCCUCGUGGCGGCGCAAGCGGAGGGAGCGAAGACUCGGUGGGCGGGCUGGCAUCGCCCAAGUCGCCCCAGAUGGGAGACUACGACCGCGACCCGUCGCCAGUGGGUGACAACGAGCUGGCAAAGAUCCUCGCACGGGGCCGCGGCAACGGCAGCCAGUCGUUCUCGGCUGGUCGCAGCGCGGUCGACAACGGCAAGAAUCGCGCACUCGCUGACCGAUACAACACUAGCACCGGCGGUGGACGUGGUGCUGCCAGCGGCGCCGGUGCCGGUGCGGGCGAUGUAUCGACGGACGGAUAUUCGGGAUGGGAUCAAGCCGGCCGGACCCCGAUCCGCAUCAAUGAUCACUCCCAGUUCGCCGCGAGCGCCCAAGGUACGGGUGCGGAUGCGGCCGCGGGUACGGGAACGGCCAAAGUCAAGGACAGCAUCGCAAUGAUGGAUUCGGCCGGGGGCAGGGGCGUCACGUCUUCGGCGCCCGCUGCUUCGACCGCUUCGACCGCAGCGGCUGCGGGCGCAGGUGCAGGGCUUGGACUCGCUGCGGCCGCUGGGGCUGGUGCGACAUCGUCUUCGAGCAGCGCAGGAGGAGACGAUGGGUCGGAUUCCGACGACCUCGAGUAUGUCAGCAACCCGUUCGAGGACGAGGACUGA